GGGCGAUAAUUAAUGCCUGCAGAAUGACUGCAUCAAUGUCUUUUGUUUAAUUAAGACAAACGACCGCUUGGAGCCAGUUAUAAAGAAAAUUUAUGCAAUUGGCCAUUCCGGCCGGUAAAAUGCCAAGGGAGAGCUAUAAAAGCGCAGUUUUCGGCAACAGGCAGUCAAAAUUGUUUCGCAAUCUAUCAGCACACACAUCCCCUUUUCCAACCAUGAAGUUCCUGAUUGUUCUUGCCUGCCUUUUGGCCGUGGCCUUCGCCAACGAGGAGGCUGAUGUUCUGAAGAGCGACUCCGAGGUUAACGUGCUGGACUUCAACUACGCCUAUGAGCUGUCCAACCACAUCCGCGCCGUGCAAUCUGGAGCCCUGAAGGAGCACGACAACUGGGUUGUUUCCGGGGAGUACGAGUACGUGGCCCCCAACGGCAAGACCGUCAAGGUGGUCUACACCGCCGACGAGACCGGCUACCACCCAAAGGUCGUCGAGGCCUAAGACACAGGACUCUUUCCCGUAGAACGAAAUGAAAAAUAAAUCC
This is a messenger RNA of Drosophila santomea, 534 nucleotides long. RefSeq names its product larval cuticle protein 9 (gene Lcp9). Gene Ontology annotation, cellular component: chitin-based extracellular matrix. Gene Ontology annotation, molecular function: structural constituent of chitin-based larval cuticle. The record is from RefSeq and is a predicted model, not a curated record. The transcript is spliced from 2 exons. Bases 93 to 491 code for a protein of 132 amino acids. Lineage: Eukaryota; Metazoa; Arthropoda; Insecta; Diptera; Drosophilidae.